CUACACAUUCUCAGUCCCUUUCUGUUCAUCCGGGGCGGCUGGCUCCGCACAUCUUGUUCAACGAGGAGAGAUUUGUCAUCGGAGGAUGGCGUCGAGCGGACUACCAUCAGGAGCCUUCCGCACCACCAUCAAUGGACGGCGAUGUACGGCAGUGCCUAAGGUUGCGGCAGCCUCUCCGAGUUCAAGGAGCAGCGCGAGCGCGAGCAGCGUCACUGCGGUGACCACGGCAGUUAGUUCGUCCAGUACGACAGCGACGACCCCUACGGAUGGACUGGCCGUGGCGCCGGCCGCAGGUACGGAUGGCGACGCGGCGGAACAGAGUUCACCGAGUAAGAUGGGCCCUUCUCUAGUUGCCACAACAAGCAUUGCCACGAGUUCGGCGCGGCGGGUACAGUCUCCGGAGAACCCGUCGGCUUCCGAACCCCCAACACAACCGCCUCCUGCCGCUCUCCCCUCAGACGACACCGCCUCGCGUUUGUCCACUGCUCCCCCUGAUGUGUCACCUUCACCAGCGCCUGCAUCUCAGAGCAGACAAGAUAAUACCAGCGUGGUAGCCUCGAUAACGGACACACCGACGAGCUCGCCGGAGUCCGCAACAACGACCGAGGCUGCUUCCCCUGAGCUGGCCGUAGGCCCAGUUGCCACGCCGUUACUCAGCACUAUAAGGUCACCGCAAACGCAGAGCGACACUCCGGCAGCCGAUGCCACAGGCACGACCUCGACAGAUGUAGCGUCGACGGCGAUCCCAAACUCAAACAAUAAUGCAGUCCAAUCCACCGUGGCAGUGGCUGGUGGCGUCAUUGGCGGUGUCGUGGCAAUUAGCAUUCUCGCCUUCUUCAUCUGGUGGGCGAGGCGCCGGAUGAAGAGGAGGAGAAGGAGCACUCUUUUGACACCCCUCGACGUCGUGCAGCCCUCUGAUCGAGACGAAAAACGCGGCGGCGGCUACGAGAUAUCCCGCGGGAGUAUCGGACCCACACCAGUGGCAGUGAAGGUCAAGGCUUCUCUGGGAUACAACUUCAGAAGGAUCCGAGAUCAUUUCAGGAAUCGAACAGCGCCGUCCGUGAACCUUGACAGGGGCCCCUCGCAGUUUAUUGGCCCGACCACGACGCAAAGCCGCGCCCGUUCGGGCAUCAUUGGCGCCGGGCGGGCAGCCAAGGGCCGCCUCAAGGACUGGUGGGCGAGCCUGCGCACGACGCUCACUCGGCGCGGCGAUGAUGCCCGGGAAAAAAGCGAGGGUUCUCCGCCGAGGAGGAAGGCGUCCAGCUCGCAACCAGACUUCCUGGCUCUCCUCAGCAUGGAUACCGGGGAGCUCGACCGCGAAGCCCGACGACGACAAGCUAGCAUCGCCCACCGCCGCUCCAGCGCCGCUCCAGCCGACAACUUCUCAGGCGGCAUGAGCCUCAACAUCGGCCACGAGAACCCUUUCAGUGACGCCAACGCCAUCGCUCAUACGUCAGCUAAGCCAGCGCCCCUGAACACGGCCGACCCCUUCAGCGACAGCAACGCCAUCCGCGGCCCACCCUCCGCAAUGGCCCCUACCGGCGCCCCUGUGGCUGACAUCCGCCGCUCCCGCAGUAACAGCAGCGCCUACAAUUACAGAGCCAGUCGCGACAGCGCCGGCUCUCUCCGCUCCGUGGCCACCGCCGCAACCGCAAACCAGCGCAACAAAUUCCGGUCCGAUCCGUUUGAUUUGGAACGUCCCGAGUUCCUAGGUGGAGUCAGCAGCAGCAGCAGCAGCAGCAGCAGCAGCAGCACAGCUGACGCAGUCGGAUUCAACACCUUGACAGGGUCUCAAUCGCAGCAACAACAACAGCAACAACAGCAGCAGCAACCCAACCCACUUCCUCCGGCACGAGCACGCACCCGUACCGCAUCCUUCACCUCCCGCUACUCCACGUAUUCCAAGUACUCGUCCGGCGUGAGCGAGCUAGUCGUCGGCCGCGGCCGAGGGCACCAUGGGCUGGGGUGACCCGGGGCCCGACGUCGGCCCGGGGAGUGCUGCGAGGCGGUGGGUAAGCUCUGGCAGCGGUGGUGGUGGCGGCGGCGGCGGCGGUAGUAGUAGUACCGAUAUGGUUAUCAAUGGUAAAGGGGGUGACGGUGCGCCGCUGCCGGACAGGAAUGCGGCCGGAACGCAGGGUUGGAUGGAACGGC
Thermothelomyces thermophilus ATCC 42464 is the source of this 2151-nucleotide messenger RNA. RefSeq lists its product as uncharacterized. The transcript has a single exon. The coding region runs from base 335 to 1969 and encodes 544 amino acids. The record is from RefSeq and is a predicted model, not a curated record. NCBI's taxonomy places the organism in Eukaryota, Fungi, Ascomycota, Sordariomycetes, Sordariales, Chaetomiaceae.